AUGCUCGGCCCAAUGUCUGCGGCCGCUCUCUCCGAGAUUUCAGGAUCCGGCAGCUCGUGGAUGCUGGGCGGCGCCUCGGACGAGAAUAUUGCCGACGCGAGCGUCACGCACAGUGACCUAGCUGCAGCACCUGAUGCAGCGAGGGGCGUAGCUGAGCGGAUGAGCGAGGCGCUGGACGGCGCAACGCUCCCCGCGAGCGAGAGCGACACGGUAGGCCGCGUGGUCGUGGUCACUGGGGCAGGGUCAGCGGGCCAGCCCGACAAGGAGGGCUUGCUAGCGGCGCUGGGACUCAAGCGGGCGGUCGACGACAAGGUGCUGCUAGACGAGGCAAGGCUGGUUGCAAAGGACUACUCGACCAUCAUGGCGAGCGAUCUUAGCGAUCACUUUGAGCUGAACUUUAGCGAUGCACUUGUGGUGGCGCCGGUGUUAUACGGUGGGCGGGCCAGCGACGGCAACGUCGUUGCCGUACUGAGCAUGCGCGUGUGGACGUAG
Molecule: messenger RNA, 492 nt
Organism: Emiliania huxleyi CCMP1516
Lineage: Eukaryota; Haptophyta; Isochrysidales; Noelaerhabdaceae
Exons: 2
Coding region: 1-492 (163 amino acids)
Source: RefSeq, a predicted model, not a curated record